Molecule: messenger RNA, 2177 nt
Organism: Spinacia oleracea (spinach)
Lineage: Eukaryota; Viridiplantae; Streptophyta; Magnoliopsida; Caryophyllales; Amaranthaceae
Exons: 12
Coding region: 57-1799 (580 amino acids)
Molecular function (GO): protein binding
Source: RefSeq, a predicted model, not a curated record
CUUCCUCAAACUACACACAGAAGAGAGAGAAAGUGAACUCCCUCCCAUUUUCCGCCAUGGCACUCAAUUUCACAUCUCAAUUCCUUCUCUCUCAUCCUUAUUCUCCCUUUCUCUCUCACCACCACCAGAAAAGCAUGUUCCUCCUCUUCCUCCGGAACAAUCUAGAACCUUCCUCCUCGUCUUCUCGAACAUUGUGGAAUUAUUCCGCCAUUUCUUCUACUGUACGAGCUUCAAUAAGCGAUAUUCGAAACGGAGUCUCCGGCGAAGAAGAAGGAGAUAAUUCAGUGUUAGAUGAUGAGCUGAUUGGUCGAGCUUCGAGUUUGAAAGAAGCGAGCGAAGUUCUUCAACUGAUCGCCGAUAAUGGGAGUAACAAUGGCGGAAGCGGUGGUGUCGUUAAUUGCGAGGAUUGUUGUAGGAUCAUUAGUGCUGCUCUUCUGUGCUAUAAUUCCGAUUUAGCUCUCUCUAUAUUCGCUGCUAUGCGCUCCUCCGCCUUUGAUCAAGUAUUUAAAGAGAAUGGUGGUCUUGUUGCGAGAUGGAAAUGGUCAAGGCCGGAUGUGAACACUUACACAACAUUAGUCAUUGGUCUAGCUGCUUCAUUGAGAGUAUCCGAUGCCCUUAAAAUCAUUGAAGAAAUUUGUCAAGUAGGACUUUCUCACGGGGAAGAGGUCCCUUUUGGUAAGAUAAUAAGAUGCCCAACUUGCACAGUAGCUGUUGCUGUUGCACAACCGCAACAAGGUAUUCAAGUAGUAUCUUGUGCAAAGUGCCGCUACCAGUAUGAGCUUGUUUCUGGAGAUAUAGUGAAUAUUGAGUCAGAAGAAAUCAGCAUGGAUGUUCCAGCUUGGAGAAGGUGGCUGGGAUUUCUUCAAAUCACAAAGCAAACAAUUCCCUCUGCUGUUCAUUCUAUUGUGAUCCAGACCCCUUCUGGAGCAGCUCGUACGCACAGAUUUGCAACUUCGACACCUGAUGUCCCUGCACAGCCAGGAGAGAGAGUCACUAUAGCUCUAGCAGCUCCAUCAAGUGUCUUCAGAGAGGUUGGCCCCUUCAGAAUUAGUCCUAAAGCCCCAAAGUAUUACCCUUCAGAGCCUCUUUGCCUGACAAACCAUCGAGACAGCCGUGAAUCUCUUCUUCUAAGAGCCCCUUCUGCAAAUAGCAAAGCUUCUUUGCUUAAUCCAUCCAUUGUCCUUCCACUUCUUGUGUUACUGGCCUCUGGAGAUGCUGCUUCUGGCUAUAUUAAUCCGAGCUUGCCUCAGCUCUUGCCUGUUGCAGCUGCAGCUUCUCUUGCCGUAGGUGCCACUUUAAACACAGUGGUCUUGCCACAGUUGGGACAGCUUCCUCAGAGGACGGCAGAUGCAAUUUCUAUCAAGCAGCAACUUCUGGCACAGUACGAUAUGCUUCAGUCUCGCAUCAAAGAUCUUAAAGAUACCGCUGAAAAGGAGGUUUGGAUGUUGGCUCGAAUCUGCCAGUUGGAGAACAAAAUUUUUGCUGUGGGCGAACCUUCUUACCGUGCUAGAAGAACUAGAGUAAAAAAGGUGCGCGAGGGCCUGGAAAAUUCUCUAAGAGGACGAAUGGGGCUUAUUGAUAGUUAUGCCAGGAUUUCUUCUAUGAUAGAAAUUGAAGUGGAAUUGGACACAGAUGUUUUAGCAGCCGAAGCUUCUAGCAAUACGGAAAAUAUUGCCAAACAAAUAGAGCAAAUUAUGGAGUUGGAAAAUCUUGAAGAGCGAUGGAGACAACAAGCUGAGGCAAACGAUGAGGUUGAAAUGCUCCUAAGCAGUGAAUCACUAUCCUCGGAACAGGUCUGAAACAAGUUGCAAAUCUUUAAUUUCACAUCUAUCACCUGCAGCGGCAUACAGAUCAAAUGUUUGUCCAUGGCCGAAUGAGUGGCUUGCUAUACAUUGGUGUACUACCGCUCAAACUGCAGACUCGAUUACAAUUUACGAGUCAUUAGAUCAAGAUAGGAUCCAGACAUUGAGCUGCCUGAACUUAUUUUAAAUCCACAGCCAGGCUAAAAAUUUUAUUCUAGUAUUGUCUUUUUGUUGCAUAAAUUAUGUGUAUCAUUGUUUUGUUUAUUUUUACUAUAGUGUAUAUAAAUAAAUCAGAAAUCAAAUUGUACUCGCACCUGUGCUUUGAAAUGUUCAUUUUAUUGCAGAGUUUACAUGUUCAUCAGUUUACAAGCAGAA